AUGCGCUUGUCUGUUCGUCUACAACUUUUGAUGAGUGUACCAAAAAACACUAAUAAAAAGUACUUCAAAUUUCGAACUUUUUUGACAGGGAAGAUCGCCACUAAGAAAAAAGCCUUGAAGAUGGCAGCACUACAGGACCUCGAGUUGGACGACAAGGAGUACGUGGAGUUUCUGCGCAAGCUCAUCAGCGUCUCGGAAAAAGUGCAAAAUGCGCCUGGCCUGGGACUCAUUCCUCAAGAAAACCUCGUGUCAGAUUUUGUACUGGAAGAGCUUAAGCCUUUCACAGGAACUGAACUAAGCGUCGAACGCGUGGAGUUCGUAGCUGGCCGUGGCAACGUUAUCAUCAAGUAUGCGCCGACUUCGGCCGCUAAGGACAAGACGCUGGCUUUCGUGGGCUCCCACAUGGACGUGGUGCCAGCCAACCCAGAGGGAUGGGAGAGAGACCCCUUCACUCUCACUGUAGAGGGCGAUAAGCUCUACGGACGUGGCACUACGGAUUGCCUGGGUCACGUAGCAUUGAUGACCUUGUUGUUCCGUGAGCUGGCCAAGCACAAGGUGCAGACCAAGACGCAGGUAGUGUGUGUACUCAUCGCCUCGGAAGAGAACAGUGAGAUUGAAGGCGUUGGCGUCGAGACGUUGAUGGAGUCGGGAAAGAUUGACUUUCUCAAGAACGGGCCCGUGUUCUGGGUCGACUGCUCGGACAGCCAGCCCUGCAUUGGUACGGCUGGUGCCAUUACGUGGACGCUCAAGGCUACGGGCAAGCUGUUCCACAGUGGCCUGCCGAACUUGGGCAUCAAUGGACUGGAACUUGCUAUGGAUGCGAUGGCUAAGAUUCAGGAGCAUUUCUACAAGGAGUUCGGACCUGUGGAUAAGGAGAAGGAGUACAAUUACUCUUGUCCGUCCACAAUGAAGCCUACGCGCAUUGAAUCAUCGGUCAACGGGCUCAACCAAAUUCCGCCAUGGGCCAAGGUUGCCGGUGAUGUGCGUCUGUCUCCGUUUUACGACAUGAAGGAGAUGAUUGCCAAGAUGACUGCUUUUGUGGACGAUCUGAACGCCAAUAUCACGUCUCUGGAGGGAAACCGUGGACCAGUCUCCAAGUAUACGCUCCCGGAUGAAAACCGCAAGGGCAAGCUGGAGCUGGUGUUCGACAAGAGCUACUACGAAGGCAUCGCCUGCUCGCUGGAUUCAACCGGCUACAAGGCUCUGCACUCGGCAAUCAGCGACGUUCUUGGAGAGGCGAAGCCAUUCUCCAUUAGCGGAAGUCUGCCUCUUGUUCGCGACAUGCAGCGCGGUGGCUUUGACCUGACGCUCGUUGGCUUUGGCAAGAGCUCAGUGUACCACGGUGACAACGAAUACUGCCAGCUGAGCGAUAUGAAGGAUGCCAUGAAGAUCCUUGCGCUCACGAUCGCCAACGUCGAUGCUGCUGAGAAGUAA
Messenger RNA from Phytophthora nicotianae INRA-310, 1434 nucleotides. RefSeq lists its product as hypothetical. Lineage: Eukaryota; Oomycota; Peronosporomycetes; Peronosporales; Peronosporaceae. Gene Ontology annotation, molecular function: hydrolase activity. The transcript is spliced from 7 exons. Bases 1 to 1434 code for a protein of 477 amino acids. The record is from RefSeq and is a predicted model, not a curated record.